GGUCUCUUAGCACACAGAGGUCCCUUAGCACACAGGGGUAUCUUAGCACACAGGGGUCUCUUAGCACACAGGGGUCUCUUAGCACACAGAGGUCUCUUAGCACACAGGGGUAUCUUACCACACAGGGGUCUCUUAGCACACAGGGGUCUCUUAGCACACAGGGGUCUCUUAGCACACAGGGGUCUCUUAGCACACAGGGGUCUCUUAGCACACAGAGGUCUCUUAGCACACAGGGGUCUCUUAGCACACAGGGGUCUCUUAGCUGUUUAA
Messenger RNA from Lottia gigantea (owl limpet), 270 nucleotides. RefSeq lists its product as hypothetical. The transcript has a single exon. Lineage: Eukaryota; Metazoa; Mollusca; Gastropoda; Lottiidae. The record is from RefSeq and is a predicted model, not a curated record. The annotation marks the transcript as partial.